Molecule: messenger RNA, 3003 nt
Organism: Moneuplotes crassus
Lineage: Eukaryota; Ciliophora; Spirotrichea; Euplotida; Euplotidae
Source: the annotation of a GenBank genome assembly
UCAAUGAUCAAGGUGAUACAGCUGAUCAUGAAAUAUAUAGAAUUUCAUCCUACAAUUAUCUCCCAGGAUAGUCAAUCUUUUGUUGAGUUUAUUUCUACUCUUAAUAGCCUGAAGAAGAACCCUGAAAUAGCUGUAGCUGUAGAGGCAAGCGAUAUUUUGGGUAAUUUCUUUACAAGAUUCCCCAUUACAAUGAAGGAUGUAAUGAGGAAAAUACAUCUAGAAGACAAGAAAAGAAUCAUGAAUGAUGCUAACAAGAUAAUUAAAUCAUCAAAUACUUCUCAAGAACUAUCAGCAAAGGAGUUUUACAUUAAACUUGAAAGUAAAAGGAAAAUUCCCAAUAACUUUCCCUCGAAUGAGCCUAUUCAAGCCCAAAAGGCAUCUAUAACUACAAAGAAUGGAGAGGAGAUUGGCAAAAUGACUCUGCUUAACCUUCAAAGAACAAAUCUAACGACUCCUGCAUCAAAGACAAGAAGAAGAUAAGUCCAAAGUCUCUAAUCCCUCUAUCAGAAAACGGUCUGGUCUUCGGUAUUUUCUCUCAAAGCAUAAUCCAGGGACUUCUGAAGCCUGGAAUCUCUCUUGAAGAGAAGAGUAGGCUUCUAGAUGGGAUGCUAUCAGAGCUAAGAUCUACUAAAAAUCCAUCAGAAGCAUUCAGUUCUUCUAAGUCCUUCCUAAAUUUGGUCGAAAAUCUACUUGAGCAUCACGAUUGAGUACAUAAGGUAUUGCAAAUAGUGGGAAUCUUAGUUAAAGAAAGCUGCUUUAAAAAUGUUAACAACCUCACUACAAUUUUUGGUACCUGCAAGAAGUUCCUAGGAGGAGAAAGUUUGGACAUAAGAAGAGAAGCAAUGAAGUUAUUCAUCGCUUUGAUUGAAUCAAUGCCUAGCAAAAUCUUUGUAGAGCAAGCACUCUCAUAUGCACAUAAUGAUAACUGGAAAGUUAAGGAAGAAAUACUAAAUCUUCUUAUUAUCUGUCUGAUCAAAGGGAUUGACAAGUCACUAAAUAUUGAGCACACAGUGAGUCAAUUAGCCAUUCUUGUAGCAGAUGAUCACUCUAAAGUCAGAUUUGUGGCAAGAGAAGCAUGAGCAAUGCUUGCUUUAAAGGGCAAAACAGAGAAAAUAAUGAAUACUUUAGGCAAUCUAGUGAUACACAAUGAGUAUUUAAAGAUCAAAGAAAUUAUAGAAAAGAAUAAUUUUGUAACUUUUAAUGAGAGUAAAUUAAUGUUUGAGUAUCCUAAGAAACCGAAGUCUUUGAAGAAAAUUAAGCUGAACCAGCCCAAUCUAGGAUUGAAAGGGAUAUCUAAAAUCAAACUAAACUUUUCGAAAAGAAAGAUCAGAAAUUUAGAGUUACCACAAGGCUCUUCUGGUUCAUUACCAAGAAGUAAGAAGGUUGAAAAGAGCACGAAAACAAUCAGAAAUCGGAAAAUAAAGAUGCGAAAUAAACCUUCAAAUACAGCUUUGUUAAGCAAAGAAACUUCAAAGAAAAGAGCAGGAACUAGAAAAAUAUCUUCAAAUUCUUCUGAGGCAUUAUCUCCUAAUAAUCAGGGUGAUAACUCUACAUUGAAUUAUACAGAUUAUAUCCUAUCCAAGAAGAUAUCCUCAAGUUUCUCCCCUGGACGGUUAAGAGCCUUGAAACAAACUAUGAGAACCAAAAAUAGUUCAAAGCAAGAAGGCAAUAAUUUCUCAAAUGAGAUACAGAAUAGAAGAGGCAUAGGUGCAAGUCAUAGGUUGAGUAAAAUUUCUGCAACCCAAACUUCUCUUCAUAGCAUAAAUCUGCACAAUCGGAUGGAAGAGACUUCUGAUACGAGUGGCCAUAUUCAUGAGUCUCAUUUUAAUACAAAAUCAAUGGCUGAGAAGAUGAAUUACUCAGAAUACAUUAACCUCUCCGAAACUGCUACUCAAUAUGAAUCCAGCGGAUUUUCUAAGAGAAUGAUCAUCAACCGUGAGAGAAAGAACCAGACUCAGACCAGGAAGAACACAAAGAAAAUGGAUGCUGCAGCUCAGGCUUGAAUUAGCAGGCUCCUUUGCAAAGACUCUGAGCUUGAAAACGAAGGAAAAUAUAUGAGGAAGGAGGACAUCCAAAAGUUGAAGUCUCCUUCAAAAGCUCUCAAAACUGUCUUUAAAGACCUUACUUGUAGUGACUGGAAAAAGCAAUUUGAUGCAUGAAAUUCCUUGAGAGCUCUUGUGUUACAUCACAAAGAAAUUCUGCUGCAUGAUUCGUACAUUCUACAAUGCUUCAUGCAAGGGAUGGUCAAGCAAGUAGAAUCUUUAAGAAGUAGCAUCGCUAAGAAUGCAUUGAUCGCCUUCAAAGAUGUCAUUGAAGUCUUGAAGAAAAGGCUAGACAAUGAUCUAGAUUAUAUUAUGCCAGCAGUUAUGAAGAAAGCAGCUGAGAAGAACACUUUUCUGGCCAAAGUAGCUACUGAUCUGUUGAUAUCUGCAGCCAAAUCUUGUAGUGAACACAAGGUGAUGAGUGCUCUAGGUUCCUUGACAUUUAAGAAAUCACCGACGAUCAGAGUCAGAAUGCUAAUAGUCCUCAAGACUGUUGUUAUGAAAUUAGGAGCAAAGAUUUUGAAAUUUAAAGACAAUAUUUCUAUAAUGAGCUAUUUGACUUCAUUCCUACAAGAUGCUUCUGAGAAAGUGAGAGAGAAAUCUAAAGAGGCAUUAGAAACACUCAAGCAAACUCUUGGUAAUAAAUUUUUUGAAAAGUUGAUUAAAAAUACUUGAAACGACAAGCAAGAGCUAAAAAUCUAUCGUAUUUUUCAAACAGACAAGAUUGGAGCUUUGAGUGAAACAGCUCAUUCAAUGAAAUAUCUCACUAAAAAGCAUAUAAGAAAUGAGAGAUGUACCAACACUACUCAUCACUUCCCUCAGCUUCGGAAUCAGCACACGUCACCUUCAAAUGCUGUCCUCGAAUCUGUUCCUGAAUCUGAAGUACUCAAGCGUAAGAUUGCUUCUGUUAUUCGCAAACCUCCGAACAAGCUGGCUCAGUAAGCUUGAAUUAAAAAUAAGU